This is a messenger RNA of Cuculus canorus (common cuckoo), 4475 nucleotides long. RefSeq names its product exocyst complex component 1 like (gene EXOC1L). The transcript has 3 exons. The record is from RefSeq and is a predicted model, not a curated record. Bases 106 to 621 code for a protein of 171 amino acids. NCBI's taxonomy places the organism in Eukaryota, Metazoa, Chordata, Aves, Cuculiformes, Cuculidae.
CCCGGGACUGCCCGGGCGCGGGGCGCCGCGGGGGCGCUGCCGGCGAUGCCUCCCCCGCGGCCGGGGAGCGCUGCUCGCCGCUGAGCGGCUCCGCGGGGGGCGGACAUGUCCUCGCUGGUGAAGGAGGACCUGGCCAAGAGGCUGUUCGGGCCCCGGCGGCAGCGGCUGCACGAGUUCAUCGAGGUGGAGAGCUCGGGCGCCGAGCGCUGCUACCUGUGCGCCGCAGUGACUAAAAGUGAAGAAGUAGUAAUAUGUAUGGUUAAACACUGGCGAGUGGAUCGAGAGGAGAAAUAUGAAAUAGUUGAAAAGUGGUUUUUGAAAGAUCUGGAAAUGAUUGAUGGAAAAGAAGCAGACACUGAUAAUCCACAUUUUGAUAUGCACUUCCAUGAAGUCUACCAUCUGGAAGCAUAUAGUUGUGCAUCUAAAUACACAUUUGCUCGGACGCUGAACAAACUGAAUGAAACGUACCUUAAGAAGGACUUGAAGAUUGUCAACUUUGAUGACACCUACCUAAAUGAUGACUCAAUCUGGUCAUCCAACAAUAGGGAUUGCUUAGUACUGAUGAGGAUAUGCUUCUAUGCUUCUAACCUUUUAUGUCUCUCCCUGUGCCCUUUGUCCUAAAGAUGCAUUUUCUAAUGUUAAGGUGACUGGUUGACCUUCGCUGACCAGUAUUUCAUAAAUCAUCUGAUCAAAAAGAGAGUGAGUGAUACAGUAUCUGCUUUUUAAUUUUACAUAUAAAUGAAAACUGUAAUAUAUACUUUUUAGAUAAACAAUUGACCAUUCCUUUAUACAUAUUAGGAAGGCCUUAUGUGGGUAAAUACCUACAAAUACAUGAGACUUUCAACAUGGGACCAGUAAUUCUCCUGAUCAGUGCUGAUUGCUUAUGUAAGUAGAAGUAGCAUUUGUUCAUAUCAUAUGUUCAUGGAGGUAUAAGUUAUCUUUCACUAAUAGCUGGAAAUAUUUUUAAAGCUUUAGGACCAGUAACAGGUAAUUUUUAUACUCUCGAAGCAGAAAAAAGAACGCAACCAAAUGAGUUCUGUACAAGAAUGACACACAUUUCCAUUUUAACUCCAUUAAAGAGAUUACACCUGCAUUAUUACUAGAAUAAAAUCCUCAUCCUUAUCAAUUGGGCUUUUGCAUUCAGGUACCAUGGGACCAAUUUUUCAGCUAUGGAGUUAUAAUUAUUUUUCCCUCAGAACACCUCAUACUCCCUUUGGUCUCUCCAUUACUUGUCUUACAGUCUUAGAAACAGAUAAUGAAUGUUCUUAAGCAAAAUUGCUUUAUUUAUCAGACCUUUCAGAAUUUUUUUUCCUUUAUAUCAUUAACAUAAUCUUUCUUGUACUUUAUUGUUUAUGUAUACAAACAGGCUAAGUCAAUGAACAAAAAAUGUUUGUUCAUGUCUCUUCUCUACCUCUGGACCAGGAGUUAACAAAAUACUAUAUAAACAGCAGUUGUUGGCUACUACAAUUACUUUGUAGACAAGUGACAGACAUUUCAAAAUUCAUAAAAUUAUGAGAGUAAUUUUCACCAGUUUCUAGCUAUGCGUCAGCAUAGUCAGUGCACUACUUAAAUGCAUAUUAGUUACAUUUAACAUGGGGUGGAGUCUCCUAGGUGGUCUGGAAGAUCUCAUCCAUAACAAAAAAUCAGGGCUGGACUUGUGACAGUAUCACAUUACAGUAAAAGCAAGUGGAUAAAUUAAAGCUGUAUUGAGCAAGAGCUGAAGAGGAACAGUGUUGACAAUAAGAAGCACAUUGAUAUUGCCCAGCGUCAGUCAGCUAAGCUACUUGGCUGCUCUUCCCACAGUCAAUAAAGAAAUGCCAACCCAUAAGGUCAACAAGAGAACCUUCUGGACAGAAUGUCCUGCAGGAGAAAAUUUGCUUUCUAUUUUGGCAGCCAAGAGAGAACAGGGAGACCAGCUAUAGACCAGCUACAUACCUAAAGCUAUGGAUGUAAACAGCUCCUAGGAAAUCGCAAUCUGGUUAUUCUCAUCUCUUGGCACCUGCCAUCUGUAAAAGUGGAUAGCUGCACAAGGAUACUGUGAUUUGUGCUUCACUGCUGUCUGUCACAUGAACUCCCACCUUUGAAAACAUUUGCAUAAACGUACUUUGGAUUCAAAAUUGAAAUAACAUCAAAUAAAAAAGAAAAAAUUUGAAAAACUGCAUAAAAUGUGCAGCUUUCUUAUUUACUUUUUAAAUGUUCUCCUAUUGCUUGUCCCUAGGAAAGGCCAUAGCUUUGAGAAGCUAAUCUUCAGAAGCAAUAUAUUUAUUCUCGGCAGAUGUUGUAAGUUGCAUUCAUUCUAACCCAAAUCUUAGUGAUUAUGUCUAUCUUGACAGUUUUGAAGGCAGUUUUGUGGGUAACGCAAAUCUUCUGGAAUUUGUAAGGACUUAAGUUUUACAUCUAUCACCUAAAUAGAGAGAAGGGCUGUUUUUAUGGUAAUUGAAAUGCAGUUGUUCUUUUCAGAAUGCCUUUAGGAUAACCCAGUGCAAGUAUGGGUGCUGCAACAUUUGAUCCAAAGCUACAAGUAUUUGCCCAACAUCCAGGUUCCACAAAACCAUCUUAAGUAGCAAGUAUAACUCAGACUACUGUUAUCUAUGAUACACUGCCUUGUUUGAAUGUGUAUUACUAAUUACAGAGGUCACCACGUUUUCUGUAAUGUUUACAAAUACAUUGCUUAAUAGGUACAUGGAAAUAUGUUCUGCGUGGAAAAGCUCCCAACAUCAACCUUGCAAUUGUAAUAAAAAUACAGAGCCUCUAAAAGAAGCACUUGAGAGCAUUCUUUUGGAAUAAAGUACAGACAAAGUGAAUUCCUGAUGAAUAAUUGCCUGUACCAUGUUAGAAACUGAUAAGAUAAAAAUUACUAAUGUUCAACCAUCUUUAAUGGACUUGAAUCAGUAGUUUGUAUCUUUCUGUUCUUGAACUUUAUAAACAUUAAAUUGACUGUAUUAGAAAAUAAAUAAGCCUGCAUUUUAUAUGGAAUAAUAUGCAAUUAAAAUCCGUUUGGCAUUUCUUCUGUCUGAUAACCUAAUAUUUCAGAUAUUCUUCAAUAAGUGAUCAGAUUAAACAGACUAUUGUAACUAGAAUAGAAUAGAAUUUUUCAUUUGGAAGAGACCUUCAACAAUUAUCUAGUCCAACUGCCUGACUGCAUUGGGGUCAAAAAUUAAAGCAUGUUGUUAAGGGCAUUGUUCAAAUGUCUCUUGAACAUUGACAGGUUUGGGGCAUUGACCACCUCUCCAGGAAUGCUGUUCCAGUGUUUGACCACUCUCUUGAUAAAGAAAUGUUUCUUAAUGUCCAGUUUAAACCUCCCCUGGCAUAGCCUUAAACCAUUCAUAUGUGUCCUGUUGCUGGAUAAUAGGGAGAAGAGCUCAGCACCUCCAUCGCCACUUCCCCUCCUCAGGAAGCUGUAAAGAGCAGUGAACUUCCUUUUACCCAAACCAGACAAGCCCAAAGUCUUCAGCUGCUCCUCACAGGACAUGCCUUCCAGCCCUUUCACCAACUUUGUUGCCCUCCUCUGGACACAUUCAAGGACCUUCACAUCCCUCUUAAACUGUGAGGCCACAUCAACACCAAAUACAGCGGGAUUAUCAAAAGGAAAAAUACUUGAAAAAAUCUUUGCGAAUCUAAUCUAGGGACUCUGUACAUUUAUACAGUUCUUUCUAAGAGGUCAAAUACCAAGACACUGUGUUAUUACUAGACUGACUUGAUCGCACUACGGAAGGUCUUUGUCCAGAGGUGCGGGAGACUGUCACUUAGAGGUUUGUAUAGCACAGCUACACCACAGGAGACAGAGAAUAAACUAAAUUAUAAACGGAAAUACCUGACAGGCUCAAUAGCCCAUCUUUCAAUUAAUGCAGAAUUGUUUCCUACAUUGCAUUUCCUGACACUGGAUAUACAGAAUGUAGUUUAAAAUACAAUAUCUGGGGAUUUGUCUGCUUCUCCUGGAAGACUUCUCCAAAGUGGAACAGGGAGAAACUUACAGGAGCAAAGAAUAUCACAAAUGCACUUGCAGCAUUCUCACCGAAGGUUUCAACUAAAUACGGAGUAAAUUAAUGCUCAACAUUGUGGAUAUAAAGUGGAUUUUCUUCCGAAUGCAGGAAUUUUUAUCAGCCAUACCUGUUCCAGGGAAAAGAAAAAAUAUGGCAGCCUGAAAAUGAAGAAGAGUGAUAAAGAGCAAACAAAAGUUGAUGCUCACUUGAGAGGCAGAGAGAGAACAGAGGCGGUCAUGAAAGACAGAUGAUAUUCUUUUCCUAGGUGUAUUUUUUUUAAACUCUUUAACCUACACCAGAAUUAAGAUCCCGGGAUACCUACGACAAAGGAACUUGAGAAUAUUCUGUAUGCAGCAUUUAUCAAUACCAUAUUUGUCCUACUCUAUACUUAAAAAAUACAUUUCCUGCAGCUCGAUGCCAUAAAAAGCAUUUAACAUCAUCAUUCAGAUAAGAUAGUUCUAUAUCAAAAGAACAUCGGUGAAGUUCCACUGG